AUGCUAUCAAACCCUCACUUAAGCAACUAUAUAAGGUUUUUCUAGAUUAUCUCAGACAUGGAACAGGAAUGUCUGAUUACAUAGAAAGAGAAGCACCAAUUAAAGGUGAAUCUAACUCUCAAGGACAUGCAAUUGGUUAACAUGAUUGCUCUCAAUACAGAUGCCGAUGACGAAGAGUUCAAAUACAGUAUAAUCAACAUUUUGAGGAAGCAAAACCAAUCUCCUCGUCAAAGGUAGGGGUAGAAGAUCAGAUGCAAAUCAACUGGGAUAGAAAUGAGUCCGAUACGUUUGAUUAGACGAAAUUCAGUUAGCAAAGAAGCCAAAGUAACAGAGGAACAAUUGAUCCAACAAAUAGAUGAUUUGAAUGAAUCACUUGUAACGAUUCUAUAGAACGAAAACAAAAGCAUACUUACACCGAUUGUAACUGAAAAAUUGAAGAGCAUCUUGGAAGUAAUACAAAAGACAACCAUUUCAUCACCUUCUACAACUACUACCAAAAUCUUUUAAUCUGAUGAAAUAGAGAAUUGUAAAAUCGUGGAUAAAUUUACUUCACUCUAUACAGAUAUGAAGAAACAUUACACUGAUUAUUUGAACUGUCAUCUCUUAUUAAUGGAUAAUAAUCUAUCCUAUGAGAUUCUAGUACAAAGUGUCAAAAAUUUCGUUAAAAAAUUAAUAGAUGCUGACUAAAUCACUUAUUUACACAUACGAGAAGAUCAAUCACAACAAACAUACUACUCUGCUGAUGACUCAUAUCUCAUAACAAACGACAAGUAGAUCUACAAUGAAACCUAAUUGAUUCAACCUAAUAAAGUGCUACUCCUAGAUGAGUGCAACUUCUACCCUGCUUUGAGUGAACAAUUCAAGAUUAAACUGUACAAACGGAAUUAUUUGAUCAAAUUAAAUAAUCAGGAUGUUUUUGUCUGUUUCCACAUUAGUGAUCAAACAUCCAUCAUCAGUGAGUUCCUUGCUUUGGCUGACGAAUUCGAUAUCUUCGAGGAUCUCAAUUAAUUGUCUUCCUUCUUGAUUGACACCAUCAAACAAGCCAAGGUCCAAAUAUUUAAUCCACUUCAACUUUCGCACAUGAUCUAAGGCAUCGGCAUCGCUUUCAUCAGAAGUUCUAAGUACUUAUUCAUCAAGAAGUGUAUCCAUAUCUUGCAAUCCAAGUAUUAGGUUGAAAUUCACAUCAAUUCUGGAGAUGGCAUGUCAGUGAUCAGUAGUCCCAGUUUCUUUUAUGGCACUUAGAAAUAAGUGGAUUUCGAAUUCAAGGAUGAAUUGAAUGUAUCAAUUACAAUAAAUGGCAUGGAUCUAAAUAAGAAGGCUGACCUCAUGAUUUACAAGUAGCUGACUCAGAGUUUUAACAAGUAUCUAAAAUUCAUCAGACAAUGUUAUGAUCGAACAACCUUUUAUAAGUUCUUCGUGAAAUCAUAAGAGACUCUCAUUUUCGAAUUCGAUAAGUUAGGCAGAUUGAUAUUCUUGUCUCGUCCCAUCCCUUCAGAUAUAAAGAAGGAAUUCAACAUUGAUUUCGAUCCCAAGAAAAACAAAGUGACCUACUCCCAACUGUUUUAAAACGAGGAGUUGCUCAAUUACAUUGAAAAUUUCCUGCAAGAACACAAUGUCCUCAGAGACAGUGAUCAACAGUAUCAGGUGUUCAUGAAGAUGGAAGAACGCAACUUUAAAGGAUUCUUUAUCAUCUUUCAGCAAGGUUGGCUUAAAUACGAUCAGAAGAAAUUCAAUCUCAAUGACCCUUCAUUGUAGAAGGAACUGCAGAAAUAAAUUAUCCAGCAAGAGACCAUGAGAUUCAUUGAUAAACUAGAAUAAAACAAUCCUUAGAUUUUGAAUUCGGUUGUCCAGAUGUUCAAGCCGAGAUCCACACAAAGACAAACUGUGCAUUACAGGAAUUCCAUUCUGUAAUUUGAACCUGCUAAACUUGGAGUUCAACACCAAUUCUCAUUGCGAAUGGAGGAUUUAAAUACUUAAUGUACAGUUCCUAAUAUUGAUAAUUUCAACUUCAAUGUUUUGGCAGUGGAUGAAAUGGUGUAAAAAUAAUUGGCUGUGGUGGAAAUACUGAAGUAUCACAACCUAAUCAAAGAGUAUGAUAUACCUUUAGAUACACUCUGUCAAUUCCUCAGCGAAGUGGAGUAUAAGUAUAAUAAGAAGAAGAAUGUGUUCCACAACUACGAUCACGGCGUCUCAGUGAUGCAGAAUGUUCAUGCUAUCCUCCUGUAGUUGCACUAGACGAGCAAUGCUGCCAUCAUAUCAACCUUCAAUCAAUUUGCUUUAUUGUUAUCUGGAUUGUGCCACGAUGUGUCUCACACAGGCAGAACUAACACCUUUGAAAUCAACAGUCUAUCUAAUUUGGCUAUAAGAUAUCAUGACAGGAGUGUUUUAGAAUAGCAUCAUGCAGCUAAGUCGCUUAAGUUGCUUUGUGUGCCAGCCACAAAUAUAUUAUAGAGUUUCAAAGGGGAAGAGUUCCGUAAAUUCAGGAGGAUGUUCAUCUCCAAUAUUUUGUAUACAGAUAUCACAGAACACUUUAAUUUGAUUAAGAAUUUUGAGUCAAAAGUCUCAGAAUCCAAUUUCGGAUAGCAGGAUGAGGACAUCAAAUUGUUGAGUGGCAUGAUUAUUCAUACAUCAGAUUUCACCGGAGGAGCCAAACAAUUCGAGUUGUCCAAGCAAUGGUCAUUCAAAGUGAACAAAGAAUUUGAAUAGCAGUAUGAAUUGGAAGGGAAAUUGGGAUAUCCGCAAUUGCCAUACAUGAAAGAUUUGUAAAAGUUACCUGUGAUGGCUAAAUAAGAGGCUGGGUUUUUUAAGUUUAUUGUGAGACCAUUGUGGCAAUCGAUGUCCAAAUAUUUGGAUAAUAGACUUUAGGAGCAGGUUGAUUAUCUUGACGAGACAAUAUAGAAGUGGGAAUAAAUUGCUAAUUCUGAAUGA
Molecule: messenger RNA, 2928 nt
Organism: Paramecium tetraurelia
Lineage: Eukaryota; Ciliophora; Oligohymenophorea; Peniculida; Parameciidae
Exons: 6
Biological process (GO): signal transduction
Molecular function (GO): 3',5'-cyclic-nucleotide phosphodiesterase activity
Source: RefSeq, a predicted model, not a curated record